This is a messenger RNA of Kockovaella imperatae, 2643 nucleotides long. RefSeq names its product Up-regulated during septation-domain-containing protein. The transcript is spliced from 8 exons. The record is from RefSeq and is a predicted model, not a curated record. NCBI's taxonomy places the organism in Eukaryota, Fungi, Basidiomycota, Tremellomycetes, Tremellales, Cuniculitremaceae. Bases 187 to 2508 code for a protein of 773 amino acids.
GGGGGGGGAAGGGGCCGGGGUGGACCUCAACCGGGUCGUGGAUCAUCUUUCUCUCGACCUAUCGACGGAUCUCAACAAAGUCACCAUGAUCCACAUUCGACACCAGCGAAAUCAUGGGCCAGUCAUCAGUAUGAUCAUGGCGAUGGGAGGUUAUCACCGACAUCCCCAGCUUCACUCAGCGGUGUCAUGGCCACAAUGAGCAUGGAAGGCUCAUCGACAGGAUAUAAUGGGCAGAGCUCGAGCUCUGGUGGACAUGGCGUCGUGAAUGGGAUCAAUGGCGGCAGCAGCCUAGGACACGGCAUGACCGAUCGGAAUGGUCAAGGCGUAGGCGCAGGCCACCUCGGACAAGAUGAUCGAUCCAUGGGAAUAGCCAUGGGUAUGCGAAGAGAUCAGAUGGGAAGCGUCGCUAGUGAUGAAAUGGACGACUAUGGAGAUGGCGUCGAGAGAUCAGGUUCAACUUCAGGAUCUACAGAUAUCGCUGGAGGUUCAGACGAGAUGCUCAUGACUCUAUUGGCUGGGCAAGCGGCAGUGGACUGCGAGAAUUUGCCUGUGGGACAGUGGGAAGAGGUAGAUGCGUGGAAAAAGGAACUCACGAUCCUCUCCAAUCGACUCGACUCGCUCGUCGCUAGACAUCAGCGCGAGGUAAAGAUUCUGACUGCUGCUCGGACGCUGCAAAAGCUGAACAACGCGAACAAGCGGAUGUCGCGACAAACGAUGGAGAGUCUGGAGCAGGCGGAGAAGCGAGCGGAGGCAGCAGAAAAGGAAGUUCUUUUGCUUCGCGACCGGGAAGCCAGCUUACGCCGAAGACUGACUGAGCAUUGGGCCGGAGCCAUGGCUUGGGAAGUGCGUCGACUGGCUCACAUCUCUGCUCAAGCAGAAGACAAAUACCGCCGGCAAACCAUGGUUCUAAACGCCAACAAGGCUCGUGAGGAUGAGUUGACGCGUCAAAUGGCCAAGAUGGAGCAGGAUCUACGCCGCCGUACAGACCGAGCUGAGGAAUUGGAGAUGAGGGUCGAAGAAAUGACCAGACGAGAGAGGGCGAUUGCGGAAGAAGUCAAAGGGAUGGAUCAACUGAGGCUUGACAUGGAACGCGAAAGGGAAGAAUGGGCACGAGAACGAGCGGAAUGGGAUCAGUCCAGAGCGAUGCUGGAACGAGAUCGUCAAGGAUGGGAGGAGGAACGGCGAGGGUUCGAUGAUGAACGUCAGGGAUGGUCAAUGGAGAAGCGAAUCCUGCAAUCUGAAAUGGAGACCCAUAAGAAGGAUCAUCAAGCUGCUCUGGAGAGCGGUAAAAUGUCGGAACGUGAUAGGAUCACGAUGGACAGAGUUCGGACGACUCUAGCUGGAAUGCUAGGACGCAAGGGCGGAGUUGGCGAAGCGGAAAUUGUGGAUGCGGCGGAGGACGUCAGAAGGCUAUUAACGCAGCGGGAGAAGGAGGUGUUGAGCCUCAAGGAAGAGAUGCGUGAGGUCAAUAUGGGUUUGGAAGAGGAAGUCAGGCGGGUUUCGGCGGAUCGAGAUUUGUGGAAGAACAGGUCUGAAAAGGGAGAGCAAGGUCGUCGCGAUGAGAUGGCAGCAUUGGAAAAGACCGUCAGAACACAGGCAGACCAGAUCUCCGACAUGUCACUCCGAAACGAAUCCCUCUCGACGUCUCUCGCCGCCGCUCAAUCUAACAUUUCAUCUUUAGCCUCCUCUUCCGCAUCCACCAAGACUCUCCAGAACCGUAUCAACUCGCUCGAAGCUGAACUCGAGUCCAUCGCAGGCCAGUUCAACGAAGUCUGGUCUAUCUUGCCUUCUCGAUCCAAGCGGGCGGAAGCUGAGCUCGUAGACCCACGAACGGGACUCUCCAACGCUUCGUUGGCUUCUCCCUCUCGAGCCGUCAACUUUGCAGCGCUUCAAGCUGUCUACACGCCUAACAAUGAAGGGUUCGCGGGUAUCGACGAGAUGCUCAAGCGCGUCAGGGGAAUGGUUGACGAUGGAAAAUUGCUGGUCGAACGAGUCUGUAGAUUGGGUCAGGAGAGAGAAUUGCUCAAAGCCAACGCGGCGAGGGCAAAGAAAUUGGCAGAGGAUAGCCAGGCGGCUCUGCAAACGUAUCAACAGCAAGUUGCCGAGCUGGAACACAAGUUGGCCAGUAGUGGUACUGCUGAAUCCAAAUUCCUGAAUGAGCUCAAUUCGUUGCGCUCAGCUCUAGACUCUGCAUCGACCUCGAAACGUCAACUCGAGACUCAACUAUCGACCCAUACCGAGUCCAUCAACCGAUUGGAAACGGCCAAUCGGUCCCUUUCUUCCAAGACGUUGUCGCUUGCCGAAGACGCCGAAAAGGAGAAGAAAAUUCUGCAGAAAAAGAUGCAAGAUGAGAUCGACAGAUUGAAGAGAGAAGUCGAAGAAGCUCAGGAAGAGGUCGAUGAAGCUCGGACGAGAGGUAGCGCUCAGAGGAUACAGCUACUCGACGAGCUCAACUCGCUGCAAGCUGAGAAUGCAGACCUCAGGAAGCAGAUUCGGAUGCGCAAGUGAGAACGCAGUGAAUCAGAGUAGGGGAUGCCAGCUUCCGUGUCAUCUGUCGCAAUGGGGGGGCGCCAAUCUAUAGUGGUCAUUUAUCAGGUCAAAUGUUGUCAACUUUCCGGAUCUCAUGCACAUUUUUCUGCGCGG